This is a messenger RNA of Myotis lucifugus (little brown bat), 1429 nucleotides long. RefSeq names its product procollagen-lysine,2-oxoglutarate 5-dioxygenase 2 (gene PLOD2). Gene Ontology annotation, cellular component: endoplasmic reticulum. Gene Ontology annotation, biological process: peptidyl-lysine hydroxylation. The transcript has 11 exons. Gene Ontology annotation, molecular function: procollagen-lysine 5-dioxygenase activity. The record is from RefSeq and is a predicted model, not a curated record. The annotation marks the transcript as partial. NCBI's taxonomy places the organism in Eukaryota, Metazoa, Chordata, Mammalia, Chiroptera, Vespertilionidae.
CGCCGCGCCCGGGGCGCCUCCGCGAAGGACCGAUCCUGGCUUCCCUCCGGCUGCCCGCACUUGGCUCGCUAGCUCGGGCCGCAGUCGCCAUGGUUGUCGGCCGGGGAGGACCUGGACUCUACGCGCUCUCGCGAGAAGUUCGCCGCCGCCGGGAGGUGGGGGUGCCCGAGCACGCGCGGGCCUUCGAGAGGCCGAAGAUGGGGGGUUGCGCCGUGAAGUGUCAGCUGCUGCUGCUGGCCCUCCUCCUUCAGCCCUGGAGUCCCUGCUUAGGUGCAGACUCGGAGAAGCCCUCCAGCAUCCCCACAGAUAAAUUAUUAGUCAUAACUAUAGCAACAAAAGAAAAUGAUGGAUUUCAUCGGUUUAUGCAGUCAGCCAAAUACUUCAAUUAUACUGUGAAGGUCCUUGGUCAAGGAGAAGAGUGGAGAGGUGGUGAUGGAAUUAAUAGCAUUGGAGGAGGCCAAAAAGUGAGAUUAAUGAAAGAAGUUAUGGAACAUUAUGCCAGUCAUGAGGAUAUGGUUAUCUUGUUUACUGAAUGCUUUGAUGUCAUAUUUGCUGGCAGUCCAGAAGAAGUUCUAAAAAAGUUUCAAAAGUCAAACCACAAAGUGGUCUUUGCAGCAGAUGGAAUUCUGUGGCCAGAUAAGAGACUAGCAGACAAGUAUCCUGUUGUACACAUUGGGAAACGCUACCUGAAUUCCGGAGGAUUUAUUGGUUAUGCUCCAUAUAUCAACCGUAUAGUUCAACAGUGGAACCUUCAGGAUAAUGAUGAUGAUCAGCUAUUUUAUACUAAAAUUUACAUUGAUCCACUGAAGAGGGAAGCUCUUAACAUCACAUUGGAUCACAAAUGCAAAAUUUUUCAGACUUUAAAUGGAGCUGUAGAUGAGGUUGUUCUGAAAUUUGAAAAUGGCAAAGCCAGAGCUAAGAAUGUAUUUUAUGAAACAUUACCAGUGGCAAUUAAUGGAAAUGGACCCACCAAGAUUCUCCUGAACUAUUUUGGAAACUAUGUACCUAAUGCAUGGACACAGGACAGUGGGUGCACUCUUUGUGAAUUGGAUACAAUUGACUUGUCUGCAGUAAAUGUCUACCCAAAUGUAACAAUAGGUGUUUUUAUUGAGCAACCAACCCCUUUCCUACCUCGAUUUCUGGACAUACUUUUGACACUGGAUUACCCAAAAGAAGCACUUAAAGUCUUUAUUCAUAACAAAGAAGUUUAUCAUGAAAAGCACAUCAAGGUAUUUUUUGAUAAAGCUAAACAUGAAAUCAGUACUAUAAAAAUAGUAGGACCAGAAGAAAAUCUAAGUCAAGCCGAAGCCAGAAACAUGGGAAUGGAUUUUUGCCGUCAGGAUGACAGCUGUGAUUAUUACUUCAGUGUGGAUGCAGAUGUUGUUUUGACAAAUCCAAGGACUUUAAAAAUUUUGAUUGAACAAAACAG